Messenger RNA from Linum trigynum, 8677 nucleotides. NCBI's taxonomy places the organism in Eukaryota, Viridiplantae, Streptophyta, Magnoliopsida, Malpighiales, Linaceae. The record is from the annotation of a GenBank genome assembly.
GAUUCCAAAGAUUGAGUUAGGCGAAAAGAAAAAUCGGAAAAUAGGCGCAUUUCGCAAAACAAAGAAAAAAAUGACACAAUUUGACCUCCAACCCGGUACCUUGUGGCGGUCGACCCGGCGGGUGCGUGCGGCCCGUUUUUCUCACCGGGCCAGGGUCAAAAUGGGUCAACCCGCGGGUCGACCCGCGGGUUGACAACCUUGGUCCACACGUUAUAUAUAUAUUUUUUAUGUUUUUUUUUACUUCGAACUCAAUAGAUACAGUAAAAAAGAGAUGGAGAGUGCCACAUUUGAAAAAAGAUGGAGAGGAUUGGAUCAUAAACUGACGAGCUCUUAAACGAAUACCUAAAAUUAAUAAUUUACAAGUAUUAUACUAGUUCUGAAUCAAGAGAAGGAUGCCUCCCCUGAUCACUGCCCAGCCAUCCUUUAAGUACAAAGCUAGUAUCACAAAUGAGAACUGCGCUUGUUUCUGGUCCAACCCUCUUCUCCUCUUUUGAUCUAAUACUGUACUAUGUCCUGAAUUCGUAAGCUUGGACUCAAUUGAAGCAAGCCAUAGAGGCUCAUAGCUAGACAGGCUGCAAAUGAGCCGAGUCGAGUCGAAUUUUACCCCAGCUUGAGUUCGACUCGUUAAUAAACGAGUCGAACUCGAGCUCAGCUCGUUUGUUAACGAGCCGAGUCGAGUUGAGCUCGAACUAGCUUGUUUAUUAAAAUCUUAACUUUCAUUUGGUACUUCAUUUUGUAUAUCAUGAUACAUAUGAUUAAUUUUGUUAGUUAAUCUCAUCUUAUACUUUAUACUUUGUUGGUAUCAUAUAUCGAUUAGUUAAUAAAUUUUAACUACACCAAAUCAUGUUAUUUCAUUGUAUCGACGCAAUCUAUGAUGCAUAAUUUCUUUUUAAAGUAGAAAAUAAGAUAUAUUUGCUCACAUACUCAACGUCAAAACUUUAUAUAUGGUGAGAUAUAUAAAUUAACAACCAUAUGAAUUAAAAUCAUAAGAUAUAGAUUGAUUCGUCCAUAAGUUGGUAAUGGAGUUGGCUCUCUAGCCACAUGUUAAGACAUAUCAUGAGCUCUAAACGAGGCAGCUCACGAGUUUAGCUCAACAAGCCACCGAGUCGAGCUAGUUUGCGAGCUUCACGAGCUGAACAAAGGUGAGCUCGUGUUCGACUCGUUUCUCAACAAGCCGAGUUUCGAACGAGUUUUUCUCGAAUCGAACGCCGAGCCGCUCGCGAGCAGCUCGACUCAUUUGCAGCCCUAAGCCUAACCAAUAAUAAUAACAACAAUAAUAAUAAGCAAAUUGUGGCUGCUGCCAGCAUGGAUUGUCCAAUUGGACGCCAGACCUGAAAAUGAGGUAGUGGUGGGCCAGGCGGGCUAGGCUGGCACAAAAAGCCCAUCCUAAUUAGCGGCGUCGUGGCUUGACCAUGCCCGAAGUUAAUAAUAAACAACAACAACAAAAAAAACAGCCCAAAAGUUUUGGCAAUAAUUACGUGAUGGGCUGAAUAAUAACAGAGAAUCUACAGAAGAGAAGAGUUCCUUUUCAUCAGUCAGUGAGUUUGCAUGUGCUUAACCAGCAUCGGUUUCCUCACUCUCUGUCAAUUGCAGUGUUAUUAAAGCCGAGCGGCUCGACCCGACCGGUAAAACCGCCACCCGAUCACAAAACCGGCUCGGAACAGUUUAAAAGUCGCUCCGGUUUUAUGUAGCGGUUGAAGAGCGGCCGAGGCGGUUAACCAUUCGAGCCGAUUGAGCCGCUCGUCCGGUUUUUGCCACUCAGCCACUAAAUUUAAUUAAAAAAAAUUGCAGAAAAUUGAAAAUUGAAAUAAACCAAAAACGUCGGCCUCUUAAACUGGAUCCUUAUUUCCAUUUCACAAUUUCGAAGGAAAGAGAUGAGCUCUGAUUAAGAAUCCACUAUUUAUACUGAUAACGUUUAUUAGGUACCGGUUCUUUAACGGUUUUUAAAGGGUCUAAUGCCGGUUGAACCACUAACGUGCGAGCCGUUCGCAUUACCGGGUCAUGCUCCGAUUCGGUUCUGACAACAUUGGUCAAUUGUUAACCCCCCAGCGCGUCUCCACCACGCUCCGCCACCAGCCAUGGCGGGGAAUUUAAAAAGAAAAAGAAAGAAAGAAAGAAACAGACUUGACAGAAUAUUAGAAGGAAAACAGAUUAGAUUAAUUAAAAUAUGAACGGAAAUUCUACGUUAAAUCUCUGAAAUCUGUGUGUUUAUAAUCUGCAUGUCUGGGAAACUCAUGGAUACCCAACUGGAAAUUAUAACGAUUGAUGUUUUUAGGCUGAACAAGUUUAUCUGAAUAAGUUGAGUUGUGUAUGCCAACAUUAAGUCGAUAACCUGUUCAUCCCUAACAGCUUAAAUUGGUAAGAAAAUACUAUCAUUGCAUCUUGUAAAAUAUCAAAGAUGCCCGAGUUUGCGGUUAUGGAUUUUGUUAGUACGAGGUAUAAGAUUUAUUAUUGAACAUCUCUCAUCAAAUCGAAUAACAAUAAUAUUAGAGUCUAAUGCCCGAGUAGCUUUUUGAUUGAAUUCCGAUGAAACCCAUUGGUAAGCACACGAUAUAUGAACCCUACAAAUUUCAAGUCCAUAUAAGUGAUCUUUAAUACGAGAAAUCAAAAUCUAACAACUCACGAGUUAUUGGCAUCAAACAAAUUCCUAGCUCUGUUCUUCCUAUUCGCCUGUGAAUGAAGUAACCCCCAACUACAAUGAGGUGGGGGGAAGAGGAAGACAAGACAGCAACAUAAACAGAUGAGAAAUUAUAAGAGAGAGAAAGUAGGAAAAGGGAGUGAGAGAGAGAGAUAGAGCGGGGAACAAACAGAGUAAUGCAUUCUUGCUUUCUGUGUAUAAACAAGCAGUGUACAGAUCGUAAUGUAUAUAAUAUAGGAGGGGGACUAGAAGAAGAGAGUUGAGUCCUCCCCUGUUUCUCUCUCUCUCUCUACAUUUCUCGCACACACAAUCACAUGGGCAGAAGAGGAGGAGGGAAAUACUCUAAUGUUUUUGACCUCCAAAUCGCACAUGGCUUCUUCUCCUUCUCCUUGAGCUUUCUUCCCCAACUCUCUCCCAUUUGGACAUUUUUAUUGUUCUCUCUCUCUCUCUCUCUCUGCCUCUGUUUCUUUCUCUGCUCACAUGCAUCCCCCUUCGCCCUUCUCUCUUUCUGUGCUGUGCGUCAACCAACAACAAUUAGCCCUCCAUUUUCAUUUCUUUAACCUCCUUUCUCCAACACCUCGUUUUGUUCUUUUCUUAAUCUGUCAUUCAUCCUGUGGUCACAGAUUGAAAUGCCAUUAACCCUCUUCCCUUUACGAGAUUCCUCAGAUCUACAGUGCUCAAAGCUUUACGCCGCCCACUACCCAUUUCCCCCCUCCUCCUUCCUUUCUGCCAACUCUACUCUGUCUCCUUUCCUUCCUCUCUGUCUGCUUUCUGGGUUCUCAGACUGUCGUCGCCAAUCCCAUCCCCAGGUUAGUCCUUCUUUAACCCUCCCGCCAUUCUUCUUCUUCUCAUGCUUCAUGAAUUCUGGCUUCCAGAAAGCUUGCCUGCAAUUGGGCUUUUUCCUUCCUUUCCAGAGCUUGGAACCUUCGGCUGGAUCAAGCGUAGGAGACCAUUUAUUUGUUUAUGAUUCUUCUCACAUUGGAAUUGCAAUCGAAACCCCACUGAAAAAGGUUCUGAUGGUGACAGAACAGUGUUGUUGAGUGGGACUUAUGAUUGCCUUUGCCCAUCCCCUGUUUUCUUCCUUUUUCACCCCUCCUUCUAUCCCCAUGGAAAGUUCUUUUAGUUCGCAGCUGAUGUAAUGCAAAUUGCAGUUGGCAUUUUGCUGUCCAUCUUUCAAUGCCUUAGACAGUUGGAUAAAAAAAAAAGUCAAAGUCUUUCCUCGCCAAAUUGAGCUGAAGUGAACGAUUCCUUUUUCCAGGUUUACGGAAUCCAGAUUAUAAUUACCUUCAGCUUGAUAGCUUGCCGUAAAGGUGGAUCAUCGAUCAGGGCAGCUGGGAUUUGAACCAAGAAAUUUCGGGUCGAAAGCCGACUGCUUUCUGCUUCGACCAAUUAUUCAUCAUAACUUCAGAUGCUAAGAGGGUCGCUUCCCAUCCCCUGGUUGAUAAAAAACGAAUCAUUAGCGUAGUAACAGUAAUCAAGGGAUAACAAAUCGAAUAUUUGGAAAACAGAGUGGAUGAUUAGUGAAAUGGAGAUCAACAAUAGCAGCAGCAGCAGCGAAGGAAUCGAAGAAAUGGAGGAGAUGGAGAUGGAGAUUGAGGUCCUCCCAUCCAUGUGGCCGGAGGACAUCGACAGCGAGAAGCCAUACAACGUCGAGAGGCCAGCCGGGGACGGCGAGCAAGACAUGCUUGAAGAAGUCACAAUCAGGGCGGCAGCCUCCGCCGUCGACUUCCACCACCUCAAGGCUCUCACAAGCUACACCGAUCGCGGGUCGCACCAGAUGUCCCACCUGAUGAGACACUGGGAGCACCAGCAGGCCAACGCCGUGCGGCUCCUGAGGGAAGAGCUCGACAUUCUCAGCAGGCAGAGGGAGGAAGUGGAGCUCAAGAAGUUGGAGAUAUUGGAACACUUCCAGUUCGAGGAAGACAACUGCAAGCGGCCCAUCUCGAUACUUGACAAGCACGUCGAACUCUACGGCGAUGGGGUUCCCCGGAAGAAGUUCGUCGAUUUCGUUGUUCGGAGUGACAGGAGGGUCGAGCUGGCUGCAGAAUCUGAUACCGUGGCAUAUUGGAAGGCUCGUGCCGCGAAUUUGGAGAAGCUGCUGGAGGCUAGCGUGCACCGGGAGCAGAUACUUGUGGAGAAGCUUGAGGAGAAUAUGAAGGAAUUGGAAGGGCAGGGUUCCCCUGUUGAGGAACUGUCUCAGAUUCUGAAGCGGGCUGACAAUUUCUUGCAUUUUGUACUUCAGAACGCCCCAGUUGUCAUCGGCCACCAGGACAAGGAGUUGAAGUAUCGGUUUAUAUAUAACCAAUAUCCAAGCUUGAAUGAGCAGGACAUACUGGGGAAGACGGAUGUGGAGAUAUUUAAAGGGGCAGGUGUGAGGGAAUCUCAGGAUUUCAAGAAGGAAGUUCUUGAGAAGGGGGUGCCAGCAAAGAGAGAGAUCGCAUUCGAGACGGAGCUAUUCGGGUUGAAGACGUUUCUGAUAUAUGUUGAACCCGUGUUCAGCAAGUCAGGAGAGACGAUUGGUGUUAACUACAUGGGAAUGGAUGUCACUGAUCAGGUGAGGAAAAGAGAGAAAAUGGCGAAGAUCCGAGAGGAGAUUGCUGUGCAGAAAGCAAAGGAAACUGAACUGAACAAGACGAUCCACAUAACAGAGGAAACCAUGCGAGCCAAACAGAUGCUAGCAACAAUGUCUCACGAGAUAAGAUCGCCACUAUCUGGCGUUGUGAGCAUGGCAGAGAUUCUGUCCAACACGAACCUUGAUCGAGAACAGAGGAAUCUUCUGAACGUCAUGAUAUCUUCAGGAGACUUGGUGCUUCAGCUCAUAAACGACAUACUCGACUUGUCCAAGGUUGAGUCAGGUGUUAUGAAGUUGGAAGCCACCAAAUUCCGGCCCAGAGAAGUGGUCAAGCAUGUCUUGCAGACUGCUGCUGCUUCAUUGCAGAAAGUUCUAACCCUGGAAGGACGCAUAGCAGAUGAUGUUCCAAUCGAGGUCACUGGAGAUGUUCUAAGGAUUAGACAGAUACUCACCAACCUGAUCAGCAAUGCGAUUAAGUUCACACAUGACGGGAAGGUGGGAAUAGACCUUUAUAUAGUAUCAGACCCAGGCUGCGGAAGAGCAGAAGAAAACCACAAGAAGUUAAUGCUUGAUCAAGCAACCGCAAAUGGACGAAAGGAAGAGCAAUGUACAUCGACAUCACAAAGUUGCAAUGGGCAUCAAAAUGGUUAUCAUAAUGAUAACAAACAUGUAGAUGGUGCUUCUCAUAACCAUAAGCUAAAUGACAAUAAGCCUAGAACGCCAGUGAAGAAUGAAAAUACAAGAGACAGAGGAGGAGAAGAAGAAGAGGAAGAUGAGUGCCACGUACAAGAAACAACAGUCUGGCUACGAUGUGAUGUUUAUGACACUGGGAUAGGAAUCCCAGAGAAUGCUUUGCCAAAUCUCUUCAAAAAGUAUAUGCAAGCCAGCACAGAUCAUGCUCGAAAAUAUGGUGGCACCGGUCUUGGUCUUGCAAUAUGCAAACAGCUGGUUGAACUGAUGGGAGGGCAGCUAACUGUGACAAGCAGAGUGAACCAUGGCUCCACAUUCACCUUUGUGCUACCGUACAAAGUAUCACCAGCUUGUGAUUCAUCCUCAGAUGAUCAAGAUGAGCUAAGUGAUAUGACUGAUCAUACCAAUGCCUCUGUCUCUGAUCAGGAUGAAACUGCUGGUUUCUUCCAAUUCCAACCACGUCUUUUGGGCUCCCUAUUUUCAUCGUCCAAUGGUCCCAUCAGGACCCCAAAAUUGGUACCUAAUAGCUUUGGUAAUACUAAUUCUCCCCCGCUCAAUGGGUUCCUAGAAGAUGGAAACAGCUCAUUUCCUUCCUCCGGCAUCGGAUCAAAAGAGACAACAACUUCAUUUGAGGACGCCUACUCCACUGUUGAAUCUAUAGGGACAACAUCUGAACCAGGAACUUUAUUCGGUAGUGUAAGCAAGGAAUGCCAGAAUGGUGAAUUGAGAAGCACAGAGUCAAGUAGAAGAACGAACUCAGAAGAGAGCACUAGCGGUUCCCAAGGAUCAUGUCUUUCAACGGAGAAUCCUGACAGAAGUUCUCAGCAAUGUUCAUCUAGUGGCAACAACACAUCACAUGCAGAAGCAGACAAAGUAAAACCGAUGCCUAGGAUCCUACUAGUCGAAGACAACAAGAUCAAUGUGAUGGUGACUCAAUCCAUGAUGAAGCAGUUAGGCCAUAGCAUAGAGGUAGUGAACAACGGAAUUGAAGCAGUGAAGGCAAUACAACGGCACUACUAUGAUCUCGUUCUAAUGGAUGUACACAUGCCAGUCAUGGAUGGUCUUCAAGCUACAAGGAUUAUACGGUCUUUCGAGGACAGUGGAAGUUGGGAUGAAGCUGCCAAGGCAGGAAUAGAGCUCCCAGCAGCUUCUUCAGAACCUUCAACAAAUGGGCAUAACUCUCAUCCCAAUUCCAGAGAUCGGAUCCCUAUCAUCGCUAUGACAGCAAAUGCACUAUCCGAAAGUGCAGAGGAAUGCUAUGCGAAUGGGAUGGACUCUUUCGUUUCGAAACCCGUAACCUUCCAAAAGCUCAAAGCAUGUAUGGACGAAUACUUGCCUUGAUAGUGCUCUUCCUCACCCCUCCACUCAUGUAUGUAUAUUCUUUAUGUGGUGAUUUGUGUAUACAAGUGAACAGCAGAAUGAAUGAUAGGGAAAUUUUUGUAAUCGGUAUAUCAAUGUUUUCCGAAGAAAAGAGUAGCGAAAUACUAAUAGAAGCUGUAUAUUCUCCAUUCCCAGCAAAAAAAAAAAAAUCCAACCUACAACCCUAAUCCUCUAGUCAGGUAGCUAAGCAGCAAUUUGUUCACCUCCGAUUAACCCUAAUUGUGACAGUAUUGAAGCAGAGGAAAGAAAUCAAACCUUGUCUCUUUGCCGGUAUUCCAGCAUAAUAGUGGUUUACCGGCGAAGGGCGGUGCCGUCUGGCUGUGAACUCCGGCAAUCGCCAUUGCUCGCCACGAAUUGUUUGACGCCCAGUUGACUCGCCAUGAUUAAGGCUGAAUCAUAGGAAAAUCGAAUUCGACUCCGCUUAAUUUUGCAGCAACGGGUGGCUGUGUGGACUCUGGCCACUGGUUCCGAUCGCAUGACCUUCGAAGGAAGAUAAAGAGGAAGGAGUAGAAGCGAUAUGAUUCUGGAGAUACACGUCAGCUGCGUUAAUUUUCCCGCUAAAAUAAAUGUUUUUUUAAAGAGAAAUAAAUGCCCUAAUAAGCGGGAAGUUUGAUAUUUUGGAUGAAAAUAAUAAAAUAGUCCUCUUUAUUAGAAAAAAAGAACAAAAUAGUGCACAACUCAAAUAUUGGGGGAAAAAAUACUGAGACGCAAGAAUCAAGAUGAUUAAUUUAUCAUGGAUUAGAGAUGAUAAUAAGUUGGGUUGAGAGGAUUUUUUUUAGAUUUAAACUCAAUUUCAUUGAUGAGUGACACCCCGUAAAAUACCCAUGGAAUUUUAGAAGAGAAAACGGCAGUUUAAUUCCAUGGAUACCUAAUAAUGCAUGGAUGCACAUGGAUUCACGAAUACAAAAGUGAAUAAUUGCUUCAAACACUCAAAAUCAUUAUAAUAUAAUUUUUUUCUCUAAAACUAUAUUGCCUAAAUAAUAAUAACAUUUAUAAGCUAUCCAUAUUAUUAAAAAUGUAUUGUCAUGAGUAGGGAUAAAAAGAUAACUUAAUUUUUUGGUUGUUGUAUGCAUCGAACAACUUCGUUCUAAUAGUAUUUGAAUAAAUGUAAACCGAAUAACAAUAAUAAUAGAAAAAUUCCUAGUGCAUUGAUUCAUCAAAAAUCCACCAAAAACAUACUCCAAUUUGGAUUAACCCCCUUGUUUCGUGAAUUGGGUUGAGCCCAAUGAUAAUGGACUAAAGCCUCAAGCUAUUUAACCAGUGGCGGAUCCAGGGGGUGGCCACCCCGGGCCCUGGCCCAGCCCUCCUCUGGAUCCAUAGUUAGUAUAAGCCUUAUGAAUUUUUCGAUUUUAAAUAUUUGGGUCGUUGUUAUUUUAAAAUAAGAUUGGGUAUAAUUA